Populus euphratica (Euphrates poplar) is the source of this 645-nucleotide messenger RNA. Its product is annotated as rapid alkalinization factor-like. Gene Ontology annotation, biological process: calcium-mediated signaling. The coding region runs from base 210 to 590 and encodes 126 amino acids. Gene Ontology annotation, cellular component: plasmodesma. The transcript has 2 exons. Lineage: Eukaryota; Viridiplantae; Streptophyta; Magnoliopsida; Malpighiales; Salicaceae. The record is from RefSeq and is a predicted model, not a curated record.
CCCUUAGCUGUUGUCUUAACCUCUUGAAGAGAAAAGAAUAAAGAAACCUUAAGCUCGUUAACAUACACACCACCACCCCACAUUACCAUCAUCUCCCACGGCCCCCAUAGAGAGAGAGAGAGAGAGAGAGAGAGAGAGAGAGCACGGGAAACCACUUCAAGAAAACCAAAAAGAGAGAAGAAGAGAGUUUCCUUGUGUAUAUUUAAGCAAUGGCAAGUCUGGGUUCUUUUUUCUUGAUCUCCGCGACCGUCUUGAUCUUGAUGGUGAUGGGCUUGCCAUCCACCGUUCAAGGAAAUGGGGACCACCACCACCUGGGGUGGAUUCCGACCACCACAGCCACCAGAUCAUCAAUCUGCGACAAAGGGUCUUUAGCAGAGUGCAUGGCUGAGGAGGAUGGGGAAGAGUUUGAGAUGGACACGGAGAUCAACAGGCGCAUUUUAGCAACUAGCAAGUACGUCAGCUACGGUGCGCUUCAGAAGAACAAUGUUCCUUGCUCUAGGCGUGGUGCUUCUUACUAUAAUUGCAAGAAUGGUGCUCAGGCCAAUCCUUACAGACGUGGAUGCAGUCGCAUUACAAGGUGCCGGGGUUGAAUUUUAUUUAUUUACUUAUUAUUUUUUUUUAAUUUUAUUUUUAAUUUUUAAAAUU